AUGGCAUCUACCGUUGAAACAGCAAAGAAAUUAGCAGCUUAUAAAGCCGUUGAUGAAAACUUCCCCACCAAUGCCAAAGUCGUAGGUAUCGGUUCCGGAUCUACUGUGAUCUAUGUUGCCGAACGUAUUGGACAAUUAACCAACAAGGAUCAAUUCGUGUGUAUCCCAACUGGAUUCCAAUCAAAACAAUUAAUCAUUGAUAAUGGAUUAAAACUUGGUCUGAUUGAACAAUAUCCUCAAUUAGAUAUUGCAUUUGAUGGUGCUGAUGAAGUUGACCCGCAAUUGGAUUUGAUUAAAGGUGGUGGAGCUUGUUUAUUUCAAGAAAAAUUAGUAGCUGCUGCUGCUGAUAAAUUUGUGGUUGUGGCUGAUUAUAGAAAAGAAUCCAAAAUUUUAGGUAGAGAAUGGACUCAAGGGGUUCCAAUUGAAAUUGUCCCAAAUUCUUAUGCUAAAGUGACUAAUGAUUUGAAGAAAUUGGGUGCCAAGAAGAUUGAUUUAAGACAAGGUGGGAAGGCCAAAGCUGGUCCUGUUAUUACUGAUAAUAACAAUUUCUUGAUUGAUGCUGAUUUUGGGGAUAUUCAAGAUGCAAAGAAGUUACAUGAACAAAUUAAAUUACUUGUUGGUGUUGUUGAAACUGGGUUAUUCAUUAAUAUGGCUGAUAAAGCUUACUUUGGUGAAGAAUCUGGAGAAGUUACUGUUUGGACUAAGUAG
Messenger RNA from Hemisphaericaspora subhashii, 708 nucleotides. It is a transcript of the gene RKI1, whose product is annotated as ribose-5-phosphate isomerase. Gene Ontology annotation, molecular function: ribose-5-phosphate isomerase activity. The record is from RefSeq and is a predicted model, not a curated record. Gene Ontology annotation, cellular component: intracellular membrane-bounded organelle. The coding region runs from base 1 to 708 and encodes 235 amino acids. Gene Ontology annotation, biological process: pentose-phosphate shunt, non-oxidative branch; D-ribose metabolic process. The transcript has a single exon. Lineage: Eukaryota; Fungi; Ascomycota; Pichiomycetes; Serinales; Debaryomycetaceae.